This is a messenger RNA of Pogonomyrmex barbatus (red harvester ant), 1892 nucleotides long. RefSeq names its product cytochrome P450 enzyme phantom (gene phtm). Gene Ontology annotation, molecular function: steroid hydroxylase activity; heme binding; iron ion binding. Lineage: Eukaryota; Metazoa; Arthropoda; Insecta; Hymenoptera; Formicidae. Gene Ontology annotation, cellular component: intracellular membrane-bounded organelle; cytoplasm. Gene Ontology annotation, biological process: xenobiotic metabolic process. The record is from RefSeq and is a predicted model, not a curated record.
ACAAAUCUUUGCUGUCGCAGCACAAUUCUGCAUUUGGUAGUCAAACGAUCCAAGGAUCACUUUCGUCAACCGACUUUUGUCGCUUCGUAACGACAUUUAGCUCGAUACUAUGGUCGAUGUUACAUCGUACAGUCUUCUCUGCAAUAUAUUUCUUUUAAGAAACGAUAGUUAUUCAAGUUUCAUAAUUCCCGCUCAACCAGUUAUAAUAUUAUUCGGCAUAGGCGUGGAUGUCAUGGCUACUACAUAGUUUCUGUGGCAAAAGAUUGGUGUUCGCAGGUUCGGUUCUACACACAACAUCGCGUUUCAAGUGCUUCCUCUCUAUCAUAAUGAUAUCCCUUAAUCUCUUCGGCUUAUUGCUCAUACUUUUACUUAUCUAUGUUCUUCGUAAAAAUCGAAAGACGUUCCAAAGACUUCCACCGGGACCAUCUGGCAUCCCAAUAGUCGGCUAUCUACCAUGGAUAGAUGCCAAACGUCCUUACCUAACGUUGACAGAAUUGACAAAAAAAUAUGGUCCUAUUUGUGGGCUACAAAUGGGUUCUAUAUACACGGUCUUGUUGUCGGAUCCGCAGCUGGUAAGGCAGGCCUUAGCUAAGGACGUAUUUGCCGGCAGGGCUCCACUCUACUUGACACAUGGAAUAAUGCAAGGAUAUGGUAUCGUUUGUGCCGAGGGUGACCGUUGGAGAGAUCAAAGAAAAUUUGUAGCUGGAUGUCUGAAGAAUUUUGGUAUGGUCAAAUUAUCCGGUACCAAGAGGGACAGAAUGGAGGAAAGGAUUCUCGCGGCCGUGAAUGAGAGCAUAUCGAGAUUGAAAAGGCUUCCUAUGGAAGGCGGUAUUGAUCCGCUUGAGACGCUUCAUCACUGUCUGGGUAAUUUAAUGAACGACCUCGUGUUCGGAAAAGUUUAUGAGAAUCAUGACGAAGUGUGGAAAUACCUGAGAUAUCUGCAAGAGGAAGGAGUCAAGCACAUUGGAGUCGCAGGGCCACUCAACUUUCUGCCGUUCCUCAGAUUUUUACCGCGAUAUAAAAAAAUAAUGACGUUACUUAUCGGUGGAAAGAUAAAGACGCAUCAAAUAUAUCAAAAGAUUAUCGACGAUUAUCGUGCUCGACCUGAAAAAACGGAUAACUUUCUCGCAGCUUUCAACGAAGCAAUGAGUAAAGCGGAUAAUGAGUAUUACACGCAGCAACAAUAUUAUCAUUUGUUAGCUGAUCUUUAUGGAGCAGGUGUUGAUACCACACUCGCAACUUUUCGUUGGAUCCUGCUCUUCAUGGCAUUGUAUCCUGACGAGCAAAAAAAGAUUCAGAAUGAAAUGAACGAGCUAUUGGGACAAAAACAACCUAUUUUGGAGGAUAGACCUCUUCUAAUCCGAUUGGAAGCGGCUAUUUUGGAGUCACAAAGAUUGCGGAGCAUUACACCGGUUGGCAUCCCUCACGGAGCAAUAGAGGAUACACAAUUAAAUGGUUACGACAUACCGAAAGGCACCAUGAUAAUUCCGUUACAAUGGGCUAUUCACACGAAUCCCAUGUACUGGGACGAUCCGCUCUCAUACAAACCUGAGAGAUUUAUUACUGAAGAUGGAAGCAUCGUCAAACCGAAAGCUUUUUUGCCAUAUCAGAUGGGUAAACGUAUGUGUGUUGGUGACGAACUGGCCAAGAUGAUAUUAUUUCUCUUUACCGCAAGAUUUCUUCACUCAUUUAUUAUUUCCGUACCACUUGAUACGCAACUCGAUAUGGAAGGUAUAUGCGGACUUACUCUGGUUCCUAAAUCACACCGUUUGAUUUUUACAUCGCGGGAAUAAGUUUACAUACGUAUCGGCGAUAUUUUUUAUACGCAUGAUAUCAUUAUAAUAGAAUCAAGCAUGCCUGAAUUUCAUGGAAUAUAUGCUCUAUUAUAUGGA